Pyricularia pennisetigena is the source of this 1305-nucleotide messenger RNA. RefSeq lists its product as uncharacterized. The record is from RefSeq and is a predicted model, not a curated record. Gene Ontology annotation, cellular component: membrane. NCBI's taxonomy places the organism in Eukaryota, Fungi, Ascomycota, Sordariomycetes, Magnaporthales, Pyriculariaceae. Gene Ontology annotation, molecular function: phosphotransferase activity, for other substituted phosphate groups. The transcript is spliced from 4 exons. Gene Ontology annotation, biological process: phospholipid biosynthetic process. The coding region runs from base 1 to 1305 and encodes 434 amino acids.
AUGCCCACCGACAGUAAAACGGCCGCCGCCGAGUGCAUCUCGGACGACGCACUAAUCCACCUCAAGUCGUACAAGUAUUCGAGUGUCGACAAAUCGCCCAUCUCCAAAUACAUCCUACAGCCCUACUGGAAUGCCGCCGUCAAGCUGCUGCCCAUGUGGCUCGCGCCCAACAUGGUCACUUUAAUUGGCUUCAUGUUCAUUCUCGGCAAUGUGGGCUUGCUACUCGUAUAUAUGCCAGAUCUGGAGGGACCAGGUCCGUCAUGGCUUUACUACAGUUUCGCCUUCGGUCUAUUUAUGUACCAGACGUUGGACAAUUUGGAUGGCAAGCAGGCUCGGCGUACAGGAAUGUCUAGCGGACUCGGCGAGCUGUUUGACCAUGGCAUAGACUCACUCAACUGCACCUUGGCCAGUCUGCUUGAGACCGCAGCCAUGGGUCUCGGUGUGUCCAAGUCCGGCGUCUUCACUGCUCUCUGCCCCUGCCUGCCGAUGUUCUUCUCAACAUGGGAGACGUACCACUCGCACACGCUCUACCUGGGCCGCAUCAACGGGCCGACCGAAGGCAUCCUGAUAGCCUGCACCAUUAUGAUCCUCUCGGGCUACUACGGCCCGGGCAUCUGGACGGAACGUUUGAUUGAUCUUUUCGGGGAGAAGUACUUGAUGGGCUAUGCCGACAUUGUUGGCAACUACUCGAUCCGCGACGUCUGGAUUGGCAUCAUCAUCAGCUCGCUUGUCCUCACUCACAUUCCGCCCUGCAUCUAUCAUGUUGCUAUCGCACGCCGCAGCAGGGGCCAGGCCAUUGCGCCCGUAUUCUUAGAGUGGACGCCUCUGCUCUUCUAUUCGCUUUCCAUCGGAGCAUGGGUUUACUCGCCCUUUUCGACUCUUCGCAGCCACAACCACAUCGUCUUAUUCUGUUGCACCAUGUCGUUUGUGUUUGGGCGCAUGACCACCAAGAUGAUUCUCGCGCAUCUGACCCGCCAGCCGUUUCCCUACUGGACCGUCAUGCUGUGGCCGCUUCUGGGUGGCGCUGUCCUCGUAAACCUGCCCAGGUUCGGCUUCCAGCCUGUCUCGCAUGAGAUCGAGCUCGGGUACUUAUGGGGGUACUUUGUGUUCGCAGCGGCGGUCUACUCGCGCUGGGCAUACCUUGUCAUCACAAGCAUUUGUGAAUUCUUGGGAAUAAACGCAUUGACGAUUCCGAAAGAGAAGCAGGCGGAGAACAAGCGCAAGAUGCAAUUGGAGCAGACUAAGCCUCUUCUCAACGGCAACGGUGCUGCCAAUGACUCCUUGAACGGCAAGAAGAUGCAAUGA